AGUCCCAGCAGCCUUCAGGAACUUAUUACGUCAUUGCCGCGCGCAUUCUGUACGAGUAGUGGUGAGCUGGCUGAGAGAAUUUCCAGGUUCCUUCAUCAUGACCAAACUUCUGGAGUGGCUUCUGGGUGUGUCAUUGGUUGGUGUGGCGUGGGGGCUGGUUACCUUUGACCUCCUGGACUUGCAGUUGCCGGAGGUGUACAAGGAAGUUACUUGGCCGAUGCCGGUGUACCUUCUGGUGGUGUUCGGAUGCUAUUCGCUGGCAACAGUCGGCUACAGAGUAGCCACGUUUAAUGACUGUGAGGAGGCGGCCAAAGAGCUGCAGGCACAGAUACAAGAGGCUAAAGAGGACUUAAAGAAGAAGGGACUGAAGAUGUGAGGACUGUGAAAAACACACAGUCAUCUAGCCUGCUUGUGUGGACAUUGCUGGAGCAUUAUCAAGCCAUAAGACAGCCAUUAUAUCUUUUUUUGUGUGGCUAAAUAUGUUGUUUCCCAUUGUCUGUGAAUAACUACAGGUUUCACCAGUUUGUUUUAUCUUUCUGACCUAAAUCUAGGAAUCAAAAUGUUACAAUGGAAACUGAAAAUGUUGUAAAAACAUCGAGACCUAAAAUCUGUGUUACAGAUGUAAAUGACAUUUUUCCUUUGGACACAGUGCAUCCCAUUCUAACAAUCCAUGUAAAACCUUGCAAGCACAUGUACAUAAAGCCAGUGGAGAAUGUUCUAUUUUAGCGCAGCCUCCAGAGCAUGUGUAUUUGGGCUGGCAUGGGAACGGAGACAUUUUUUAGCCUAGUCAAAAUUCGCAACAGUUAAUAACAUCCCUACCGCAUGGCUUCACGGUAGUGUGAGAUAGCUGUACUGUGAACUUAGCGCUAGCAAUACCACCAGAUAUAAAACUGAGAGGUUGAUUUUUAAUGAGUUUGAUAACAGGGUAACAGUGUUCAAGAAAUACACACAUGAGUGCACAGGAAUGUCUGCGGCAAAAACUCGGAGCCCUGGUUCUGUUUUAAGAUGGAGUUGAUUGUGUAAUCUGUAUAAUUCCACUCAAAGGGUGUUGGGUUGUAUUACCAUGAACCAGGGUCUGCAUUCAUAGAGCAUCUUAAAAUGUGUGUGCUGAUUUCGGGUCUGAUUUUUUUUUUAACGUCACAGAGUCGUUUCUCUUUACUGACCACCCAUUAUUUCAAUGUGGUGAAGAGAAACUGAUCCAGAGAACUGCACUAAGUGAAUAUAGCCACAUGUUUCUGUUGGUUUCCCAUUUAAAUGGCUAUCUUAGUUUCCCUAAUGGCUGAUUUGUAGCUCACUAUAAUGAAUGGGUCACUGCUGUGAAAUCCGAACAUGAUGUGGUCCACUGGAAAACAAGCUCUUUAAUGGAUAAUAUUCGGAUGGCUUUUUUUUGUUCUGCAUUCCAUAUGUUACUGACUGUUCUAGGCUAAGUCUUAAUGUGAAAUACAGACUAUUUUUCCUCAUAA
Messenger RNA from Colossoma macropomum (tambaqui), 1463 nucleotides. Its product is annotated as dolichol-phosphate mannosyltransferase subunit 3-like. Gene Ontology annotation, cellular component: endoplasmic reticulum membrane; dolichol-phosphate-mannose synthase complex. Lineage: Eukaryota; Metazoa; Chordata; Actinopteri; Characiformes; Serrasalmidae. The transcript has 2 exons. The record is from RefSeq and is a predicted model, not a curated record. Gene Ontology annotation, biological process: GPI anchor biosynthetic process. The coding region runs from base 98 to 376 and encodes 92 amino acids.